Crotalus tigris (Tiger rattlesnake) is the source of this 2091-nucleotide messenger RNA. RefSeq names its product carboxypeptidase Z (gene CPZ). The record is from RefSeq and is a predicted model, not a curated record. The transcript has 10 exons. NCBI's taxonomy places the organism in Eukaryota, Metazoa, Chordata, Lepidosauria, Squamata, Viperidae. Gene Ontology annotation, molecular function: zinc ion binding; protein binding; metallocarboxypeptidase activity. Bases 121 to 1956 code for a protein of 611 amino acids. Gene Ontology annotation, biological process: proteolysis.
CCAAUUCUGUUGUUCUGUAAAGGUCUCCUGCUUGAGCAAGGGGUUGGACUAGAAGACCUUCAAGGUCCCUUCCAACUCUGUUGUUCUGUUAUUCCAAAGUUAUAGGUGUCUUAUUUGGGCAUGCCAAGGAAUGUGCCAGAAAACUGCGUGGACAUCGGCUUGGGCUCUUGUAAUGAUGUAUCUUAUUCAAAAACGACGUAUCCCAAUUUACUGGAUCAGAAAACCCGAGAGGCGAUUGAAUUCAGUUCCGAAUACGUCUUGGUGAGUGUCCUUCACAACCUGCUACAGGGAGAAUGCAAUCCUGACCUGCGAAUCUUGAGUUGCUCCAUUAUGGCUCCGAAGUGUGAUAACGGCACGGUCGUCAAGCCUUGUCGAAGGGUGUGCGAAACCCUGAGAAAAAAUUGCCUGCCUGCCUUCGACGCAAUUGAAAUGGCCUGGCCGUAUUUCCUGGACUGCGACCGCUUCUUUGUGGGCGAAGCGGAAGGAUGCUUCAAUCCUCUGGAGAAGCUGCGAGGGGAAAUAGAAUUUGCUGAGGAGGCCCUGAGGGAAGCUCCAGCCUCCAUUCAGUUCGCCCACCACUCCUUCCCGCAAAUGGUGAAAGUUUUGAAGAAGGUGGUCUCCAGAUGUCCCCACAUCGCCCGAUUGUCCAGCAUUGGACGCAGCUUUGAAGGAAAAGACCUCUUUGUGAUUGAGUUCUCCACCAGCCCCGGGAACCACGAACUGCUCAAGCCGGAAGUGAAGUAUAUCGGCAACAUGCACGGAAACGAAGUGGUGGGGCGAGAGAUGUUGAUCUACCUUGCCCAGUAUCUGUGCUCUGAGUAUCUUCUGGGCAACACCAGGAUCCAGACCCUGGUCAACCACACUCGGAUUCACCUUCUGCCUUCCAUGAACCCAGACGGAUACGAACUGGCCGCCGAAGAGGGCGCCGGCUAUAACGGGUGGAUCAACGGGAGGCAAACAGCUCAGAAUCUCGAUCUCAACAGGAAUUUCCCAGAUUUGACCUCUGAAGCUUACAGACUUGCAAAGAUCCGAGGGGCUCGGAUGGAUCACCUCCCUAUUCCACAAUCUUACUGGCUGGGCAAGGUGGCCCCAGAGACCAAAGCAGUGAUGAAAUGGAUGAAGUCUGUGCCAUUUGUGCUGUCUGCCAGUCUGCAUGGGGGCGAUUUGGUCGUUUCUUAUCCUUACGAUUACUCCGUCCACCCUACGGAAGAUAAGAUGUUUUCUCCAACCCCGGAUGAGAAGAUGUUCAAGCUCCUUUCUAAAACCUACGCAGACGCGCAUCCUGGAAUCUCGGACAAAUCAGAAAUGCGUUGUGGUGGAAAUUUCGUGAAACGAGGAGGCAUCAUCAAUGGGGCUGAGUGGUACAGCUUUACCGGAGGAAUGGCAGAUUUUAAUUAUCUCCACACAAACUGUUUUGAAAUUACUUUGGAGCUUGGAUGCGAGAAGUUCCCUUUGCCUGAUGAGCUGUACAAACUGUGGCACGAGAACAAGGAGGCCCUUUUGAAAUUCAUGGAAAUGGUUCACCGUGGCAUAAAAGGAAUUGUAUCUGACAAAUUUGGAAACCCAAUCAAGAACGCCCGGAUUUCAGUGAAAGGCAUCCGCCACGAUAUUCUUACAGCGGAUGACGGAGAUUAUUGGAGACUUCUGCCCCCUGGCACCUACAUCGUGAGUGCCCAGGCCAGGGGCUACAGUAAAGUCCUGAAGAAGGUGACUUUGCCUGCAAAGAUGAUAAGAGCUGGUCGGGUCGACUUCAUCCUGCAAGCCGUCAACGGAAAGUUUAGAAAACUUCCCGCGAGGCGGGCCUAUGACCCUUUGGAAGACUUUGAUCCUCAUGCCCGGACAGAGUUAAGGAAGAACGAAGAGCGAUCAGUCGGGGCAAGGGAGAAGCCUUGGUGGUGGCCAUAUUUCAGUUCUCUGAAUCAGCAGAAACCUUUGUGGUUGCUGAAGCAGAGCUGAACUAUUUUAUCCUGCGCCCGUCCCCGGCUACGCUGGUGGUUCCCAGUGGUAUUUCCAUUGCUACCUGGCCCAGAACUGGAAUGGAAUGGGACUCUGUUGAUCUAACAUGGCUUCUCUUAUCCUUUCCUGCAUUUC